Morone saxatilis (striped sea-bass) is the source of this 753-nucleotide messenger RNA. It is a transcript of the gene dharma, whose product is annotated as dharma. Gene Ontology annotation, cellular component: nucleus. Lineage: Eukaryota; Metazoa; Chordata; Actinopteri; Moronidae. Gene Ontology annotation, molecular function: DNA-binding transcription factor activity, RNA polymerase II-specific; RNA polymerase II cis-regulatory region sequence-specific DNA binding. Bases 1 to 651 code for a protein of 216 amino acids. Gene Ontology annotation, biological process: regulation of transcription by RNA polymerase II. The record is from RefSeq and is a predicted model, not a curated record. The transcript is spliced from 3 exons.
AUGGACGGAAGCAGAGUGUCGGACUUCAGCAUCGAGCGCAUCCUGUCCCCGCAGCUCGGACACAGGCCGCCGGUGAGGGAGGUUUCACCGGACGGGUAUCUCCACGUCUUCCCCGGAGGGUUCAGCCUGGACUCCAUCAACCUCAGAGCUCCAGUCCCGGCCCGGGCCCCGGUGCAGAUGCCGGACUGCCUGCAGUACCGAGGGAUGAGCUUCGGGGAGGCGUUUUACCCGUACGGACCCGGGUUCCAUCACACAGACUGCAGCAUGAACUCUGGAGUUUAUGUUCACUUCAGCAGCCAGGACUCAGCAGACUUUAUACUUUCUUCCCCAGAUGCUCAGCCGUUGGCGGGUUACCAUGGUUACCACCAGGCCGGAGUGUCCGCGCAGUCGCGUCAGAAGUCCCGGAUGCGCACGGUGUUCACCGACAGUCAGACGAAGCAGCUCGAGGCGCUGUUCGAGCUCACCGACUACCCGGCGGUGGAGGCACGCGCUCAGUUGGCGAGGAGCUCCGGGCUGAGCGAGGAGACCGUCAGGGUUUGGUUCAAGAACCGCAGAGCGAGGAGGAAGCGGCAGUGCAGCGGGUCAAAGGUCAAAUCCGCCUCCCCUCCCCGCAGCGCCGGAGCAGAGAAGCUCUUCACCUCCUUCCUCUGAACCCGACGGACUGUCCUCCGUUCUGCUCACGAGGUCAAACUCAUCCUGCACAGGAACUCUCACCUUCAGAGGUCAAAGGUCGGCCGACUGCGUCCUGCUCAA